Microsporum canis CBS 113480 is the source of this 240-nucleotide messenger RNA. RefSeq lists its product as uncharacterized. Lineage: Eukaryota; Fungi; Ascomycota; Eurotiomycetes; Onygenales; Arthrodermataceae. The coding region runs from base 1 to 240 and encodes 79 amino acids. The transcript has a single exon. The record is from RefSeq and is a predicted model, not a curated record.
AUGGCCACAGAAAAGCCAGCGCCACCGCCAGCAUCGGAGGAGGAUGAGAAGGUCAAAUACCCAACUGGAGGAGCAGCACCUCAGCCCUUCCGGGUGAUUCUUCCAUGCCAUACGCAGGAGAUAGUCACGCCGCGGAUGGUGCUCGUCCCCAUAACAUACGAGCAUGCCCCGGCGUUGGUUGUGGUGAACGCAAAGCUGAUAGACGCCUGGCGGUAUGAGAUACACGAUACAUCCCCAUAA